GGACCUCUCUACAGCUUCUGAGUCUUCUCUUGUCCAACUGGGAAAGCAAGGACUCGUCUAGAGGGACUGCAGCAUACUGGUCGCGCAGAUGAAUAAAAAUUCUUCCAACAUAAUGGCUCUGGCUCCUAACACUUCUAAUAAAAGAGAAACAGUCUGUAUAUUUGGAACUGGAGACUUUGGAAGAGCUCUGGGAUAUAAAAUGAUUCAGUCUGGCUACCCCGUCGUGUUUGGAAGCCGAAGCAAACAGGCAUCCAGCCUGAUUCCCAAGGAUGCAGAAGUGCUGAGCCACGCAGAGGCAGCUCAGAAAUCUGCCAUCAUCAUCAUAGCAAUCCAGAGGCAACAUUACAACUUCCUUACAUCGCUAGCAGAAGUUCUCCAUGGAAAAGUCUUGGUGGACAUAAGCAACAACUUAAAAAUAAACCAGUAUCCUGAAUCCAAUGCAGAGUACCUGGCUCAGCUGGUGCCUGGAGCUAAGGUUGUGAAAGCCUUUAACACCGUGUCAGCCUGGGCCUUGCAGUCAGGCACACUGGAUGCAAGCCGGCAGGUGUUUGUCUGUGGAGAUGAUAUGGAAGCUAAACAAAUGGUGAUGGAUAUUGUUCGUGCACUGGGUCUCACUCCAGUAGAUCAGGGAUCCCUCUUGGCUGCUCAGGAAAUAGAAAAUUACCCUCUGCAGCUCUUUCCAAUGUGGAAGUUUCCCAUUCUUUUGUCCCUUGGCCUAGUCACAUUCUUCUUCUUCUACUGUUUGACUCGUGAUGUAAUUUACACUUACAUUUAUGAAAACAAAGACUUUUCAUUCUUUAUUGCAAUCUCCAUUCCAAAUCGGAUCUGCCCUAUAUUGGCACUCAUCCUUCUUUCCUUGGUUUAUCUUCCUGGUGUACUUGCUGCAAUUAUUCAGUUAUACAGAGGUACCAAAUACCGCCGCUUCCCCGACUGGCUGGACAAAUGGAUGCUGUGUAGGAAACAGCUCGGACUAGUGGCCUUGGCAUUUGCUUCUCUGCACGCUGUCUACACACUAGUUAUACCAAUUCGCUCUUUUGUGAGAUGGAGAAGCAACAAUCAAAUCAUCUCCCAGGCACUGAACAAUAAAACAGAACCACUCAACACCACUAAUGCCUGGAUUAGUGAUUCUUAUUUGGCUUUGGGGAUUUUAGGAUUUUUUUUCUUUGUUCUUCUGGGAAUAACUUCCUUGCCUUCAGUCAGCAACAGUGUCAACUGGCGAGAAUUCCGAUUUGUACAGUCCAAGCUGGGAUAUCUGACACUGAUUCUGUGUACUGCACACACAAUGGUUUAUGGUGGAAAAUGGUUCCUGAGCCCAUCAUCAUACAGAUGGUAUCUUCCAAGUGCCUAUAUGCUUGCUCUCAUUAUUCCGUGCAUUGUACUGGUUGUCAAAUUUGUGCUGGUAUUUCCUUGCCUAGACAAACCUCUCACACGAAUUCGACAAGGCUGGGAAAGGAAUCCCCCGUACUCAGAACAGUCCAAUUACAUUAUCAACAAGUCUGCUGUAUAAUUAGACUAACCUACAUUAUCAAAAAGAAGGAAAAAAAUAUUAUGAAGGCAUAUCAAAAUUAAGUGCUGAGCCUCCUUUAUCUGGACAGUAAAAGUGAAAAACUCUAAUAAAGACACC
Apus apus (common swift) is the source of this 1624-nucleotide messenger RNA. It is a transcript of the gene STEAP4, whose product is annotated as STEAP4 metalloreductase. The record is from RefSeq and is a predicted model, not a curated record. The transcript has 5 exons. Gene Ontology annotation, cellular component: endosome; plasma membrane. The coding region runs from base 89 to 1507 and encodes 472 amino acids. Gene Ontology annotation, molecular function: cupric reductase (NADH) activity; ferric-chelate reductase (NADPH) activity. Gene Ontology annotation, biological process: copper ion import. Lineage: Eukaryota; Metazoa; Chordata; Aves; Apodiformes; Apodidae.